Molecule: messenger RNA, 1149 nt
Organism: Cephus cinctus (wheat stem sawfly)
Lineage: Eukaryota; Metazoa; Arthropoda; Insecta; Hymenoptera; Cephidae
Exons: 10
Coding region: 168-1118 (316 amino acids)
Source: RefSeq, a predicted model, not a curated record
GACACAUUUUAUUUUGACAGUGCGUGAAAUUUGGAGUCUAAAUUAUUUUUGGAAAAUUCUUUAAAAAAUUUUGCUUCGGCUUUGAAAUUCAUAAUAUUUAAAAAGUCAUUACAAAAAUUAAGAUGUGUCAAUGAUGACAAUAGUUCAUCAAUCAUCAGUAAUUCAAAAUGUUUAAAUCUUAUCCCGAUGUCAUUGCAUUACGUGACCAAGAGAACGAUUAUGAUAUAAACUGGGAAGAAAUAGCAAGGUGGGCAAUUGAACAUGGCGAUGCCAAUGACAGUCCGGAUGAUCGUUGUGGGGCUGCGAAUGCCCAACUUGAUUCGCCAGGUAUCGAUUGGUGCAAGGUUGCGGAUUCAUUCAUGCGAGAAGAAGUCGAUGAAAUGGAUACAAAUGCUUGUGACCCCAGUUUAUUGAAUUCAACGAUCAACGAAAAUCGAUCAGUACAUCUGCCAGAGGAAAAAGAAUAUUGCCGGAACAAUUGGCAAAGAAUAGUAGCCGAUGUCGAAGAGAACUUACCUGAAAAAUAUUGGGAUCAUUCGCGAAGGGAAAGGAAAUAUAAUUAUUCGCAAUAUAUGCGAAGAAAACGACCUGACCUGAUGAAUCGAGCAUGCGAGAGAAAUCGUUCACAUCGUACACGUGGAUCAUCUUUGUUUGAUGAUUCAAGUGAAAUACGACCACCGGAUAUGUCAUCACGUGAUUUUUCGUGUCUGAAUGCAUCAUUCAUGCAGGAUACCACUUCACAGCCAAAAUCUGAUAUCCUGGAUUAUUUGGAAGCUAAUUAUUCUAACGUUAGACCUCAGAGUAUUAUGGAAGGCUAUCAUUUUCCAGGGCGAGCAUAUGAUACAAGAGUUAGACAGUGUGAUGCUAAAGUUUAUAUGAGCACCCCAAAAAAACAUAGAUCAACUCUCACAGAAUCGUUUGAAAUGGUUGAUGGUUCGAAAAUGUUUAACAUUACUUUGGAGGAAGUCUUGGAAAUAGGACGACAGUUAAAACAUAUAACAGAGGUUCGCGAUUGUAAUGGCUGCGAGAUAAUUCAUAUUGAGAGAGAUAUUAAUACGGAUAUGAGAGGAGUUACACACAGAAAAGAAAAAGUUCGAAGAUAUCUUGAUUCCGAUUGAUAAAAACAAAUAUGAUGAAAAUGUAUGAAAA